Danaus chrysippus (African queen) is the source of this 387-nucleotide messenger RNA. NCBI's taxonomy places the organism in Eukaryota, Metazoa, Arthropoda, Insecta, Lepidoptera, Nymphalidae. The record is from the annotation of a GenBank genome assembly.
AUGCCGCUGCCUCCAGCAACAGGAACCGGGAGGUAUUAUGCAAUUGCGGCGAAAUCCAUCCGUUUAAUUCGUCAUGGAUGCACAAAUAGACCAUUCUUUCAUAUAUCAGUAACUCACCGAAGAAGGUUAAAUAGUCAGCCAGUCAUAGAACAACUGGGUUCCUAUGAUCCGAUGCCUAAUAUGAAUAAUGAAAAGUUGGUUGCAUUAAAUUUGGAUAGAAUAAAACAUUGGCUUGGUAAAGGUGCUCAUGUAUCACCGCCGGUUGCAGAAUUGUUAGGUCUAUCGGGCUUCUUUCCCAUACAUCCUCGUUCAUACAUGACGGCCUGGAGGAAUAGAAGAACUGAAAGAGAGAACCAGGCUAAAGAAAAAGCUGAGGGUAGUUCAUAA